Triplophysa dalaica is the source of this 4571-nucleotide messenger RNA. RefSeq names its product abl-interactor 2b (gene abi2b). The record is from RefSeq and is a predicted model, not a curated record. Gene Ontology annotation, cellular component: lamellipodium. The coding region runs from base 96 to 1829 and encodes 577 amino acids. The transcript has 12 exons. Gene Ontology annotation, molecular function: SH3 domain binding. NCBI's taxonomy places the organism in Eukaryota, Metazoa, Chordata, Actinopteri, Cypriniformes, Nemacheilidae.
AGAGACACACAGGGAGAGAGAGAGAGAGAGAGAGAGAGAGAGAGGGAAGUGUGAUGGUGGUGUUUUCCUCCUGAAUGCAUCCGUAAGAUGUGAAGAUGGCGGAGCUGCAGAUGCUGUUGGAAGAGGAGAUUCCCGCCGGUCGAGGAGCUCUGCUGGACAGCUACGCCAACCUAGAGAGAGUCGCCGAAUAUUGCGAGAGCAACUACAUACAGUCUCCAGAUAAGCACAGAGCUCUUGAAGAAACCAAAAGCUACACCACUCAGUCUCUGGCCAGUGUUGCGUAUCUGAUCAAUACUCUUGCCAACAAUGUGCUCCAGAUGCUGGACAUACAGGCGUCCCAGCUGCGCCGCAUGGAGUCCUCCAUCAACCACAUCUCACAGACGGUGGACAUCCAUAAAGAGAAGGUGGCUAGACGAGAGAUCGGCAUCCUCACCACCAAUAAGAACACUUCUCGCACACACAAGAUCAUCGCACCAGCCAAUCCCGAGAGGCCUGUACGCUACAUCCGCAAGCCCAUUGACUACAGUCACCUUGAUGACGUUGGCCACGGUGUGAAGUGGUUACUAAGGUUUAAGGUCAACGCCCAGAAUAUGAAAGCGGGUACGACUCCACGCACAGCUGCUCCUACCCAGAAACCCCCCAGUCCCCCCGCCCCGGGCAAAGGCACCAUUGGGCGACACUCCCCUUACCGGACGCUCGAGCCAGUGCGUCCACCCGUCAUCCCUAACGACUAUGUGCCGAGUCCUACACGCAACAACGCGCCUCCCCUGCAGAGCCCGGCUAGAACUGCAUCUGUAAAUCAGAGGACCCGCACGUACAGCAGCGGCAGCAGUGGCAGCAGUCACCCCAGCAGUCGCAGCAGCAGCAGAGAAAACAGUGGGAGUGGAAGUGUGGGCGUGCCUAUCGCCGUGCCAACCCCUGCCCCGCCCACAGCCUUUCCUGGUUUAACACUUGGCCCUCCCAACCCCCCCAAACCUCCCCCGAGCGUUACAAUCCCCGCCCCUCCCGUCCCCCCGCCUCCUCCCACCCCCGAGCCCGUGCCCCCCGUCCCAGCCCCCACCGCUGCUCUGCCAGCAGAGGGCCCUCCUGAGAUACCACCCCCCCCACUACUGCCCCUCACCCUCCCCGUUACCACCAACACCAGCCUUGCUGCUGCAACAAGCACCCCCGCUCAAGGCAACGGUCCUCACUUUUAUAGUAUGACCCGGCCAAUGACGCGACACGGCACGCCCUCUGUGGGAGGUUCCCUGCCGUAUCGCCGGCCGUCAUCAGUUACUGGACAGCCUAACAACAACAACAACAUGCCUCAGAACACAAAUCCAAACAUGAUCGAAAACCAGCUGAAUGGAGGACCACACUACAACCAAAAUCAAGCCCCUACGGCCCCUCCGCCCCCUUCUAUUCUCCAGAUCACUCCUCAGCUCCCGCUCAUGGGUUUUGUGGCUCGGGUUCAGGAGACCAUUUCAGAUGCUCCUCCUCCCCCGCCCCCUGCAGGAGUGGUAGAGUUUGAGGAAGCAACACCGCCCCCACCUCCUCCAGAGAUUUAUGAGGAUGAGGAGGGUGAUGAUGAGGAAGAGUCAGCAGUGGUGGAGUACAGCGAUCCGUACGCUGAAGAGGACCCGCCGUGGGCUCCUCGCAGUUACCUUGAGAAAGUGGUGGCGAUUUACGACUACAUGUGCGAUAAAGAAGAUGAGCUGUCCUUCCAGGAGGGGGCGAUCAUUUACGUCAUCAAAAAGAACGACGACGGCUGGUUCGAGGGGGUGAUGAGCGGCACCACCGGGCUCUUCCCCGGGAACUACGUGGAGUCCAUCAUGCACUACGCCGACUGAGCCACCGGGUGGCGCCGCUGCUCCUUCUUCCUCAUUUUUCUGAGUGCGCACAUACAUACACACAGGAACAUUCUGUCAAUUUUGCAACACUACGUCAUGCACAGGCUUGUUGCGGACGAACAAACUGAUAACUAGCUCCAGAAACAAUAGAGGCAUUGUGUACGUUGGUAAAGAGGACAGUGGCCAAUUGUAGGGGUAAAACUGUUGAAAAAUGUAAGAUAAAUACAUCGAGAACAUUUAUUCAUCUCUAUUUGAAUCUUUUAGAAAUAUGUAUCGGAAACGUGUUGGUUUGCUUGACUUGUGUUGAUAUCGAUUGCUUUGCUUUUGCUCAUGUACACCUGUGUCUCUCUCUGUUCUGGAAGGGUCGUAGCUAGUGAAAGAACAGUUAUUCUUCCGUAAAGCCUCAUGAGAUUUCUCAGAUGAAGAGUGGUCAGAAGAUGGACACUGUGGACAUGCAUGUUCCUCAUUUCUUGAGUCACGUGACCAGCAAACAACAGAAUGGCUUUUGCCAAGAACGAGAGCAAAGAUUUACACGUAUUAUCAUACCAGGAAAUAAGAGAGUUUAGAUUCAGGUGGGUUUUUUCUUGUUUCCCUUUUUGUUGGAGGUUGGAUUUUCAUUUUAUAAACAUACAUUCGGAGUGCAGUUCUACUUUAGCAGAAGGAUAUACCAAAGUGUUGGUUUGAAUCGCUCACGGGACCGAAAACAACCUUAAAAUACUUCAUUUUUCUCCAUUCCGUUACCUUGAUUUCUUUCCGACAAAGAUUUUAUUGCUUGAUAUAUUUGCAAGUCUGUGUUUUCUUUAUAUGUAUGAUAAAAAGGAAAAAAAACACUAUUAAAUUGUUCAGGAAGUUUGUGCCAUAAAGAAAUGUUUAUAGACGGUCAUAUUUUUGGUCACGAGAGGUUGAAUCCUGUGUUCUCCAGGAAGAUUUUGUGUAUGUGUUCUUUAACCUCCGAUUCAUCCCUCUGACCAACUGUGGACUUAAAGAUACAAGAUUAUACUUAUAUGUAUGUUAUAUAUUGAUUUAUAUUAUAAAAAUACUAUUGUGUUGAUGUAUGACUGAUGUAGAGAAAAGAGACCCCCCAUUAUCUGCAAUAACAAAGGCACAGUUAGAAAGUCCUCAGUGAUGAGCUCGAGAUAUCUAUGAAGCACAAGAGAUUAACAUGAUCUUAGGGACCUUACAAAAUGUGAAGAACUGACUUUUGGAUGAAGUGAAAAACAGAAACCAGCCCAAUCUUUCAAAUCAUCCUCUGACCCACAUGUAAAUAAUGUGGAACAAACUGUAAUACUAAUGCACAGAGACUUUUUCUAUCAAGUACUUUGAUGUCUAUAUGUAAGUGUGUGUGCGAGUAUGUGAGGGUGAAACUGAGUUCGCUGUUUAUGGAUCUUUGGUGACUUGCUUGUCUGUGUGCAAAUCUUUAUUUUCAAUGAAAGGUCUGUGGUGGUGAGUAUGUGUGAAACGAGUCUUGCAUGUUGAUCAUUUCUGUGAUUUUCCUGCUGAUGGAGAAUAAACUGGAUAUCUGGUCUACUCGCUCAGACUGAUGAAGUUUUAUUUCCGGUCCCUGUGUAUCAAGCUUAUGAAACAUUUAUAGUUCUAUUAAUUCUAAAGAAACAAAAAUGCAAAAUAAUCCUGUACUACCCGAAAUAAGAGUUUCAAUCUUCAUCACUUCUGACUCUAUUGCAAAUGUUUUCUUUAUGAUGUCGCUGCACAUUGGCAAAUCUUAGGGUUCAAGUCCACUGACCCGCAUCACACUCCACCUUUCAAUUUAUGAAGUAAAAAAUCACAAAUCCAGGCAAGUUGAGUGGUCCAUUUUUAAUGUAUUAAUUGUCAAUUUUAACAUGAAAUCUUUCUCGGGUUAUGUUCAUAAUAGUAUAAAUCCAACUGAUGUUGGAAAUUUAGACAAUCUUUACAAACUCUCUUUUCAACCCUGACACAGCUACCUUAAUGACCCCAGAGUUACAUAUUUUAUAAGUCUAGAUUUGAUUUGAAUAUUUGAGAUUUUUUUUAGAUCUACAGUAACUAAAAAAAGUCACAUUACGCUAUCAUAAAUUCAAAGUCUUUAAUAGAGGACAUACUGGAGCAGUGUACUAACUUACAGCCGAGCAAAAAUGGUCAUUUAACUAAAGUGCAAAAAUCAAAUCUAUCCUUGUGUUCCCAUGUGUAAUUAAUGACCAUAUAACACAAAUUUCUAUUCAAAUAUAUCUUCCAGUACAAUAAUAAUCUGAGCUCUGAGUCAGAAGUUCACAGUUUUAAACGCAAGCUACACAUUUAGUGCACUUCUACAGUUGAUAGUUUCUCCUGUACGUGUCUUUCCCUCUCCCAUGUCAAAUCAUUAGUAGUAAUCAUGUAGAAUUUAUCAUAUAUAUAUAUAUAUAUAUCCGAGACUCCCUGUUAAACCGAAACCCAAAUGUGAAAAAAAUCAUUUCUAAGAGAGAAACUGGUCAAGACAUUAACCUACACACACAUAGUUUUACGCGUAAUAUUGCUCACGUCCUCUCUCUGAUAUAUUGAUCGCUGCUAUACAGAGAAAGAAAUCGGAGAUCUGCAUCCACACGCGGGACAGAAACAAAAAAAGGUUUAAAGGCAGAAGAGAAAAGGGAGUGGAAUUCAUCAAAAGGGGGUUAUAUUUUGCUACCCUGCCGUCUUCUCCACCUACGGCUCACAGAUCAGCGUCUCCGUCACAUACUUGUUCUCAAAAUGCAGGAUCUUGUGACAGUUAAGAGCCUCUCGCUUCUGGAUACC